Trematosphaeria pertusa is the source of this 1736-nucleotide messenger RNA. RefSeq lists its product as uncharacterized. NCBI's taxonomy places the organism in Eukaryota, Fungi, Ascomycota, Dothideomycetes, Pleosporales, Trematosphaeriaceae. The transcript is spliced from 2 exons. Bases 190 to 1629 code for a protein of 479 amino acids. The record is from RefSeq and is a predicted model, not a curated record.
CUCUCUCACAGCAGUCGGUACGAUCCUCCUAUUUAUUCGCCCCUCGACUCACCCGGCCAAGUCAGUCAACUCACACCCACCCCUCGCCGGUCCGCACACCGCUCGCAGCCCACACUCUUGAGCUUCAUUAAACUUCAGCCAGCGCACGAGAUCUCUCCACGUAACACGACACAAACAGCGUUUGCAAACAUGUCAUCCCCGCUCUGCCCGCCAACCACUCCAGCAGGUCCCAGCCGCCGCCUCACCCCUAGCACGCCCGGGACCGCGCGCUCUGUCACGAACUGCACCGAUGACGCCGCCACCUACAGCGAGGUCAUCAUCCACACCGCGAAGUGCUCCGAAUGCGACGAGCGCAACAAGGCGACCAUGCGCCGCUGUCCGGGCUGCACCUUCCAGAUCUGCCAGCCUUGCUUCGACAAGCGCCUUGCGGCGGGCAAGUCUCUGGCUCACGGUAACUUCCGGACCCCGUCCAUCGCUCCAAUACCCGUCGUCCGUCGGCGACUGUUCACCGGCGCUGGAGGAGCGCAGCCUCCGGCACAGGCGGUCAAGGAGGAGGAGAAGAAGGACAGCGCGCAAGAGGUGACGCCACCGAAGACGGAUUCGCGGAAGCGCGAUCGCAAGGCGAAGAAGAAGGCCCCUGUCGUAGAGUUUUCUUCUGAGGAUGAGGAUGACUUCGACGCCGACCGAGAUUCGCCAACUACGACAACGAAGCGCCAGAAGACAGCCGAGGGUUUCCACUCUCCGGGCAGCAAAAUGACGGCCAAGUCCCUCGCCCGUGCAGCGCGACAGACCGCCUCGGAGCAGCCGGCCACUCGUGCGGAUCCGCCAUCAUCGCCGUCAACGGGCAUCGACAUAAGCGCUUCCAUAGGACGCCCGCUCUCGGAGCAUUCUGGCGGGGAUCUCUUCCAACAGUUCGGGAUCGAGGCGAAGUACGACCAGCAUCCGCUCGCGCGCCACAACCCUAUCAUGAGCAACCGGGCUGUUGCAUCGCCUCCGAGCCUGCGGUGGGACGCCAAGCCUCGCAAGUCACAGGAGGAGAUCGAGCGGGCUAUUCAAACCAAGACCCGGGAGAAGAUGGGCGCUCAGCAGGGGGUUCGCGGUGAGGCUGGCGGUGAGGCUGAAGCUGCUCGCGAGCCCACUGAGCCGAAGCAGAGCGGGACCACCAUCCGCGAAUUCAUCGAGACCGAAGCGCGAAACCUUCAACAAGGCGUCAGGCUACACCGCGAUCAACAGGAGAGCUUGGUAUCGGCCCUGAAGGAGGUCGGUCGCAACUUCGGUAUGCUUGUCUACAGCGCGCUUCCGGAAGGCUUUAAGCCAUACGCUACGCCCGGUCUUGACCUACAAGUCGACAAGCUCCAUGCUGUACAGAAGCAGGAGCUCGAGAAGCUGGUGCGAGAGGAGGCGAUGCGAAAGUUGAAGGCGCUGGAGGCGGAAGCUAGCCUGUAUGCCUCCUCGAGCCCGGGCCGUCAGGCAAAGUCAGCGCCGGCCGCCAAGACGGGUAGCCCGCCUCCUCUUCCGCCUGUGGGCUUCUUCCGAGUGUCCCAGCCACAGCCUGAGUCUCAUUCAAGCGUUGGCGGUAUGCCUUCUUCCUCCUCCUCCAUUGCCGGUGCCCGGCCAUCCUCACACUGAGCGGAUGGGCAUCUCACCUCUGGUAGGUUACAACAUGCCAAGGAAGAGUAUCAAAUGUUGACGAAAUUGCCAGGAUUGUGAGCUGUUCUACCAAUUGACACUGUGGG